Eremothecium sinecaudum is the source of this 1122-nucleotide messenger RNA. RefSeq names its product Ymd8p (gene YMD8). Gene Ontology annotation, cellular component: cis-Golgi network; endoplasmic reticulum-Golgi intermediate compartment; Golgi apparatus. Lineage: Eukaryota; Fungi; Ascomycota; Saccharomycetes; Saccharomycetales; Saccharomycetaceae. The transcript has a single exon. The coding region runs from base 1 to 1122 and encodes 373 amino acids. The record is from RefSeq and is a predicted model, not a curated record. Gene Ontology annotation, molecular function: antiporter activity. Gene Ontology annotation, biological process: UDP-glucose transmembrane transport.
AUGCAGUUGUCAGUGCUAAUUGCAGGCUGGUACCUCUCCUCGAUUGGGAUAUCCCUAUACAAUAAGUUGCUGUUUGAUCCCUAUAAAGGUCUAAAGGUUCCUUAUCCCAUCUUUAUCACUUCUCUGCAUCAGUUCCUCCUAUGGGCUCUCACAUUUGUGUAUCUUAAGGCUAAAAAUCAGUUUCCACGGGAUGGUAAAGCUGACUGGUAUUUAUAUGCCAAGUAUAUUAUUCCAACAGCAUUAGCUUCUGCUGGCGACAUCGGCUUUGCGAAUGUUUCCCUCAAAUACAUUCCAUUAACUAUUUAUACUAUUGUCAAGACUUCAGGUAUCGCAUUUGUUCUACUUUUUGGCUGUAUAUGCAAGCUAGAGCAGUUCACAAUACCAUUGGGACUGGUGGUUUUUUUUAUGUUUGCGGGCGUACUACUGAUGAUAUACAGACCGGAGGACACUUUAACGGAACAUUCCAGCCAGGAACAGAUUUUAGGAUUCUUCCUGGUUUUGGCGAGCAGCUGUCUAAGCGGUCUUAGGUGGGUCUACACCCAGUUAACCCUACUCAAAUCUACUGAGUUCUCUGGAACUCAGAGUCGAUCGAAAAAAGGAAACCCAAUAUUAACGAUAUAUCAGCUCGCCCCAAUCAUGGGCUUUGCCCUCCUGUUUACCUCACUAAUAAUAGAAAGUCCUUUCCCAGGCAUUGCCAACACUAGCAUCGCUGUUUGGGAGAAUCAUAGCACCACAAUGGUUUUGGUACGUGGUAUUUCGAUGUUGUUGUUUCCUGGCCUAUGUGUCUUCCUGAUGACCUUAUGCGAGUUCGCCAUUCUACAAACUGCCCCUGUACUUACCUUAAGUGUUGCAGGCGUCGUAAAGGAACUCCUUACAGUAAUAUUAAGCAUGUUGAUUCUACACGAAGUUCUCAGUUUCUACAAUUGGAUAGGUAUGACUGUCGUCAUGCUUGAUGUAUGUUUCUACAACUACUACAGAUACAUGGAGGAUACCUUCACAUCCAAGUCAUUCCUCCCCCUUGAUAACGAUAUAGACAGAGCAUUGGAACUGGAACAGUUGAAUAGCGCAGCCGCUGAUCAUUUGGUCACGACUCCCAGUACGGCCUCCUCGGGCAAUAAAUAG